UUACUCGCCUACAUACUCUGGCAUAGUUCUCUCACGCGCUGGCCAACUCUUCGUUGAACCCAGCUUGUCUCGUCGUGUUGUGUCUAUUUUGAUAAGGUCUACGAAAAAUGGUGCGCAACGCAAACAAGCCGCAGAUGCAGCUGAAAAUCCCUGAUAUUCCAAAGUUUCCCCUCUCGUCGCCGAUUACAGAGGAGAUCGUCACUCCCACUUCAUCAUCCUCGGAAGACAGAGAGAUGGAAAAGAAUCGGCCGUUCGAAUAUCUCUCCAAGAUGUCUAAUCGUAACCAAAUAGGUUACAAGCCGGGUGCGGGCCGAAUAUCCAUCCCCUACACCUCAGAAAAGAGCGAGAAUAGUUCGAAUCCUUACUCUAGACGAAAGAACACAGAGCGCCCGGUAGGGCUGAAUCUUGUCACUGAUCUUUCUCAGUCAGCUUCCAACCCACGAACGGAAGUGAUGGCAGCUCCGUUCGUGGAUUUGAAUGACCUCAAGGUUCUGUCUCGAGCGCGGGAAGAAGAGAGGUCGGUACAACAAGGGAUCAAGGGUAUCUUGAAGAAAGGAAAUAGGGAUGGCUUCCACAGGCUGCCUGAUGAUUCUUCAGAGCCAGGAGAGCAAAGGAGAACCUCGUGGAUUAAUGCCAUUUCUAAGAGUCCGAAAAGGAAACUCAAGGAUGAUUUGUCUCCGUCUGACAGGCCCAUUAUCAUCGGAAUUACCAUGCCAUUCGAUGACUCCCCACAAUCCCAGGAUGCAAAAUCAAAGGAGCUUGACAGUGCUGGUACACAGCAAACUCCUCUUACACCCUCUAUCAUUGUGACCCCGGCCAAGGAAGACACCUUUUGGCCUGGUCUGCUGGCCCUGGAAAACGCACGCCCCAGAGCAGCAUCAAGUGUUUACUCCCAACCAACACCAUAUCUUGGAGCAGAUCAGCCCGAUAUACCUCCAGUGCCUGCUCUUCCAGCGUUCUGCUCUACCACCAGCAAUGAAGGUAAAAGUCCAGAUAUUCAAGGGCUGUCGGUGGAUUCAGUACGAAAGCGACGUUCGUAUUCCACGGGUGCCGUGGACAAGAAAGAGGAGGAUCGCCAAUCAAUAGGGCGAUCUCGCUCCUACUCCAAUGAGAAUAUCAAUCAAUCUUCUGACAGGCUAAGUGUCAACACACAGAUGAAUAGGCACGCCUCCCAUGGGUGGUGGAAUUAUCUUCUAUCGCCUUUGUUGGGUCGUACCAGUACGAUACUCAGUCGGAACACACGUGCUGAGACCCCUAGGCCCCCAGUACCUACCAUUGCUACCCAGUCUACCAGUUUAACGGACGAUUGGUGGGAGGGAAAGGAAGUAUCUUAUUUCUCGCCAGAUACGCCUGACGCAACAGAAGCACGACGCAGUAUGAUCCCCAGCUGGCAGCCUACCGACGGGAAUCCCUUCGCCGACUUCGAUUGGAGCAUAGAAGACAACCCGAAAAGCUCCCGAGAUCCCGGAACACUCUCGUUUAUGUCAACAGAUCAGAGGGUUCAGGGCACUGCCGCCGAAUACUAUCAAGCAUGUGCCCAUGAGCUCUUCAGUGGACGACCUUAUUUUGAAUGCGUCAAUCACGUCUGUUCAAUCACCCCGAAGGACAAGGUACCGGCAUUGAUUACGACUUCCUCGGCAGACGAUGCUGCUCAGGGAGAGAGGAAUCUCUUAAUAGACGUUGAUGACAUGCCUCGUACUGGAAGCCCUGGCAAUCCCGGCAAUCCUUGCACAUCCAGGUCUUCUGUUACAUCGAUUAAUUCGGGUUCUCCCGAUGAGCCAAACCUGACAACCCGAGCGUUGAGCGAAUCUUCCAGCAGCCCUCGGCAUAUAGAGGCACCUAUAAUGAAAACACCCGAAAGCCCAAAAGCCAAUUCCCACAUUCCCGAUUCCCAUGGAAGUGCGAGAGCUCCAGCUCCGCCUUCGGAGGAUCGAAGUGAAAACCAGCCAACGUAUCCUUCUUUUAGACAACCAAGGGAGGUUCCAGAGCCACCUUCAGAGCCGCCUUCAGGGGAUCGAAGUGAAAACAAGUCAUCUUAUCCCUCUUUUAGGCAACUGAGAGAGGCUCCAGCGCCAUUUUCAGAAGAUCGAAGUGAAAAUCCGUCAACUUAUCUCUCUUUUAGACAACCAAGAGAGGUUCCAGCACUACCAGAGGAUCGAAGUGAAGACCAGUCAACUUAUCCUUCUUUUAGACAACCAAGAGAGGUUCCAGAGCCACCUUCAGAGCCGCCUUCGGGGGAUCGAAGUGAAAACCAGUCAACUUAUCCUUCUUUUAGACGACCGAGAGAGGCUCCAGCGCCACCUUCAGAGCCGCCUUCAGAGGAUCGAAGUGAAAACCAGUCAACUUAUCCUUCUUUUAGACAACCAAGAGAGGUUCCAGAGCCACCUUCAGAGCUGCCUUCGGGGGAUCAAAGUGAAAACCAGUCAACUUAUCCUUCUUUUAGACGACCGAGAGAGGCUCCAGCGCCACCUUCAGAGCCGCCUUCAGAGAAUCGAAGUAAAAACCAGUCAACUUAUCCCUUGUCAUCUUAUCCCUCUUUUAGACAACCAAGAGAGAUUCCAGAGCCACCUUCAGAGCCGCCUUCAGGGGAUCGAAGUGAAAACAAGUCAUCUUAUCCCUCUUUUAGGCAACUGAGAGAGGCUCCAGCGCCAUUUUCAGAAGAUCGAAGUGAAAAUCCGUCAACUUAUCUCUCUUUUAGACGACCAAGAGAGACUCCAGCUCCGAUUGCGAACGUUUAUGUCCCACUACCCUCUGCCUAUCCCACCGCGAAUAUCUACACAGAACCUGGCCCUUCACCCCCUCCUGCAAAUACUGACGUUCAACGUCCUCAACCUGCCGUGGCUCCGGCUCCGAUUGCAAUAUCUUCUCCAGAGCAAGCACCUCCACCAAGCUACGGAGUACAGCCACAUCCCCCUUACUCUGCUUCACCGCGAAGCCUACAAGAAGCCACUGAAAGAGUCGGGUCGAUACCAAUGUCCCAGAUGCCAGCUGGUCCCGCGCCAGCGUAUACCCCUCAUGGCAAUUGUUCAGCAGCCUUGCCUCCCCGCGUAAUGGCUGUCCCCAUCACGAGAGAUAUAAGGACGCACUCUGUUACCGAAACAGAUAGGAUCGAAAAUCGACGAAGGGUUGAAAGGGAGGACACAGAGGGCGGGAAAUCCAGGGGAGUACGGCGAGGAAGGGGUUGUUUUAUCAAAAAGGGCUGUUUUGGAAAGCUAGGCAAAAAGGGAAAACUGAAGCGUCGAUGGUACUUUGCCAUCUUUAUAUUACUCCUGCUCUCCCUGUUGGGUUCCAUUCUUCCUGCUGUUCUCCUGACAAGAAGCGGGGACAAUACGCCUGUUCAAUCGCAGUGGUUGAAUCUAACCGGAUAUCCACCAAUGCCUACUGGUAUCUCAACAAUCGCUGGAACCGAAGCUCAGGUACAGCAAUCGGGAUGUAUUAAUCCUUCGAGUCUCUGGAGCUGUGCCUUGCCUAAGGAGGAACAAGCUGCCAAUGCGCCUUACGCUGGCAACCAACCUAACUUUCGAGUAGAAAUCCGGUUCAAGAACGGGACCUACGAUCACAGCACAGCUGUUGUAUCACGAUCCUUAGAGGUUCUAGCUUCAAGAAGUACAGACGAAUUGUUCAACCCUAGCCCGAGUCCUCCCAGUGUAGCAGAGCAAACGUUCCUGGGAAAUGCGACGGACGGCAACUCGGUCCCUUACGCAGGAGAAGAAACGCCUUUUUACAUAACGAUCAUCUCUCCCGUGUCCUCGGGUCGACUGUCACGAAGAUCCAGCAGCAACCCCUUCCCCGAUAUUGCAUCCCUCAUCCCCUCACCUUCAACGAACUUGGACGGAACCGCUGCGGCAGCAACCCUGUACCCACUUCCCUCUUCCCAGCCCGUCCGACUUUACAACCGCGGAGAGGACAACGAACACUACGGGUUCUAUAACUACUUCGACAAAUCCAUCUUCCUCUCUUCGACCACGCCUCUCACAGGCCACCAAGACACCACAGCAAACGACACCGACGGCGGCUCCACCGAAGCGGACGCCCGUGUCCGAUGCACCUGGGCGCAAACUCGGUUCCUUGUCCAAAUCUGGACAAAACCCGACAAAGUCGGAAAACAGCUGCUUCCUGCGCCCUCCACCACAUCCUCCGCCCGCGCAACAUCCACAUCUACCACGCAGGCGACCAGCUCCUCCUCCGCUACGGACUUUACCCGCCCCGGUUCAUUUCCCUAUCCCGUGACCAUCACUCUAGACAGACAUGGAGGAACUGCGUCCAAGAAGAUGGUGUACUGCUACGGCAUGGAAUCGGACCAGCACAUCAAUAGCACGGAGAAGAAAUUCCAGAUCGAAAAUCGGGGGUUCGACGGGACGCUGAUUAAUCCUGCGCCGGGGAUAUUUAAUCUAAGCUCGUGGGAGUCAUUGUCGAGCGAGAGUUCAGAUUCCGGCGGGUACGAUGGUGGCCGGGGGGGGUGUGCUUGCGAGUGGGUGAAUUGGAUUUCGGCAGUCUGAUCUGAGAUGUGUCCAUUAUAAUACAUAACUAGUCAUAUGUCAUGUAUAAUGAAUGAAUUCUUGA
This is a messenger RNA of Aspergillus ochraceoroseus IBT 24754, 4563 nucleotides long. RefSeq lists its product as uncharacterized. The coding region runs from base 108 to 4499 and encodes 1463 amino acids. The transcript is spliced from 2 exons. The record is from RefSeq and is a predicted model, not a curated record. NCBI's taxonomy places the organism in Eukaryota, Fungi, Ascomycota, Eurotiomycetes, Eurotiales, Aspergillaceae.